GUUGAGAGCGGUGCGUACAACAAUUCAGCCAUCCAGACCCCCAACCUGGACGCGCUGGCCCGGCGCAGUGUUGUCUUCCAGAACGCCUUCACCUCCGUCAGCAGCUGCUCCCCCAGCCGGGCCAGCAUCCUGACCGGCUUACCCCAGCACCAGAAUGGGAUGUACGGGCUGCACCAGGACGUGCACCAUUUCAACUCCUUUGACAGUGUGCAGAGCCUGCCCCUGCUGCUCAGCCAAGCACACAUCCGGACAGGGAUAAUUGGGAAGAAGCAUGUUGGCCCAGAGGCUGUCUACCCCUUUGACUUUGCGUACACAGAGGAGAACAGUUCAGUUUUGCAGGUUGGGAGAAACAUCACUCGAAUCAAAGUUCUUGUCCGGAAGUUCCUCCAGAGCCAGGAUGAGAGGCCUUUCUUCCUCUACGUCGCCUUCCAUGACCCCCAUCGCUGUGGGCACUCCCAGCCCCAAUAUGGGGCCUUUUGCGAGAAAUUUGGCAAUGGAGAGAGCGGCAUGGGCUGGAUCCCUGACUGGAAGCCACAGCUCUACAGCCCGGAGGAAGUACAGGUCCCUCACUUUGUUCCAGAUACUCCAGCUGCCCGGGCAGACUUGGCAGCCCAGUACACAACCAUCGGCCGCAUGGACCAAGGCAUUGGGCUGGUCCUGGAGGAACUGCAGCGUGCUGGCUUCCACAACAGCACGUUGGUGAUCUACACCUCUGACAACGGCAUCCCCUUCCCCAGUGGCAGGACCAACCUCUACCACUCGGGCACCGCUGAGCCCCUGCUGAUCUCGUCCCCUGAGCACACUGGGCGCUGGGGGCAGGUCAGCCAGGCCUUUGCCAGCCUCCUGGAUCUCACGCCGACCAUUUUGGACUGGUUCUCCAUCUCCUACCCUACUUACAGCAUCUUUGGCAGAAAGCGGGUGCAGCUUACUGGAAAAUCUCUCCUGCCAGCACUGGAGCUGGAGCAGUCCUGGGCCACAGCCUUCAGCAGCCAGAGCCACCACGAGGUGACCAUGUACUAUCCCAUGCGGGCCAUCCAGCAUCAGCAAUUCCGCCUCAUUCACAACCUCAACUACAGGAUGCCCUUUCCCAUUGACCAGGACUUCUACAUCUCGCCUACUUUCCAAGACCUGCUCAACCGGACCAGAGCUGGGCAGCCAACCCACUGGAACAAGAGCUUGCACAAGUAUUAUUACAGGGACCGCUGGGAGCUGUUUGACUGCAGCCGUGACCCCACCGAGAGCCAGAAUCUGGCCCCUGACCCCCGCUAUGCCGCAGUCUUUGAGCUGCUUCGCACACAGCUCUUGAAGUGGCAGUGGGACACCAGUGACCCGUGGGUGUGUGCCCCUGAUGCUGUCCUGGAGGAGAAACUGAACCCUCAGUGCCAGCCGCUGCACAAUGAACUGUGACUGUUACUUUGCCUUGCUGACCCCUUCCAGCACCCAUUGCCACAGGGUGAUGCCAGGCACCUGCCAGGCCUGGUGCCCUCUCCCCUGUCCUUAGCCCAUGCUGCCAAGGGAGCAGCCAUGCUCACUUCCAUCAGGUUCAAUACCAGUGCCUAGAGCUGGUGUGGCCUUGCAGCCAGGCCAGAGCACUGCAGCCCGCCUGCCCGGCACGAGGUUGGGACGGUGCAGAAACCCAAACGGGCUAGUCCCAAAUUCCUGUGUCGCACCCCAGGCUGUGCUUUCUGUAUCACAAAACGGGCUAUCCCUGGAGCCCUGGAGAGAGAUCCUCUGUCCUGGGGCCUUGGCUGUAUUCCCAGCCAGGAGAAAUGUAAUGGUAAAAUCACUUCUCAAUAAAGCUACUGG
Molecule: messenger RNA, 1806 nt
Organism: Struthio camelus australis
Lineage: Eukaryota; Metazoa; Chordata; Aves; Struthioniformes; Struthionidae
Source: RefSeq, a predicted model, not a curated record